Pleuronectes platessa (European plaice) is the source of this 6550-nucleotide messenger RNA. Its product is annotated as LON peptidase N-terminal domain and RING finger protein 3. NCBI's taxonomy places the organism in Eukaryota, Metazoa, Chordata, Actinopteri, Pleuronectiformes, Pleuronectidae. The record is from RefSeq and is a predicted model, not a curated record. The transcript has 12 exons. Gene Ontology annotation, molecular function: protein binding. The coding region runs from base 141 to 2330 and encodes 729 amino acids.
AGAAUAUCAGUGAGCCACUUCCUGGAGGACUCAUGAUCGCGCAGACUGGUCACCGGUUCCCGGCAGAGGACAUAGUCAUGAAUGGCAGCGGGGACACGGCUUCACAGGUGAGAGCAUAGGCUGCACACAACCUGCAGGGUAUGGGCACAGAGAGCGACAGCAUGCUGCUGCUCGCAGCUGAGGCGUUCCAGUCCAAAAACUUCGACCUGGCCGCGGACAUCUACGAGUGCCAGCUAGCGGGAGUCGGAGACCCAGGGAGCCGACAGGAUCUAAUGGUGAAGCGGGGUGACGCGCUCGCUUUCGGGGGCAAAUUCACCGAAGCUCUUGACGUGUACCGGCAAGCCUCAGAGACAGAGCGGCUGAAGCCUGCCCAGCUGGCCAACCUCAUAGCGUAUCUGUCGGGUAGCAUCCGGAGGCAGAACGCGGGGGGCAGCCGGCGCAGCGGCGGAGGAGGAGGAGAGGAGGAGGCGGCGGCGGCACCGCCAGCUCCACCGGGGCGUGCAGCGGCUGCAAGUGCUACAGGUGGCGGGCAUGCGGACUUCUCCUGCCGGAUAUGUCUGAGCUUUCUGUUCGAGCCCGUGACUCUGCCGUGCGGACACAGCUUCUGCAAGAAGUGUCUGGAGAGGGAGACGAGGAUGAAGGAGCGGCCGGUCGUGUGUAAGGAGUGCAAGGACAACUCCCCGGCGGACGAGCAGAGUUACCGGGUGAACGUGAUGCUCAGCAGCCUGCUGGCCAAGUGGCGCCCCAGCCUGCAGCAGGCCGGCCGGCUGAGGCGCGAGGGCAACGGGCUGUACGCCGACAAGAAGAUGGAAGCGGCGCUGGAGAAGUACAACCAAGCCAUACUGAUAGCACCCAUGGACCACAUACUGUUCAGUAAUCGCUCCCAGAUCAACUCCAGCCUGAAACACUAUGAAAAGGCUCUGAGAGAUGCUGAGACUGCCUGCAGCCUCAAGCCUCGCUGGUCCAAGGGUCACGUCCGUAAGGCCCAGGCCCUGGUGUCGCUGGGGCGGUCGGAGGAAGCUCUGAGAGAGUACCUGGAGUGUUUGUCCAUAGAGCCUGACUGCAGACUGGCCAAGAUUGAGGCUCACAAGCUCCUGAGUCAUCUCCUGGCUCCAGUCACAGACCAGGUCCCUGAACACAUCGCCGACUACUCCUGCAUAGGGUCUUCCAUAGCACACAUCAAGAGCAGCUUCAGUUCUCCCUUCCAGCCUCUUAGUCCCAACUUGCUGUCUUCAGAGUCCAGACUCGCCUCCACUCCUCCAGCCCUUCUGAUGUCAGGGGGCAGAGCUCCCAGUUUCCUCUUAAAACGAAAGCGAAGAAGCUCAGAGGAGAAGCAGGAGGUGGAGGAGCGAGGACUGGAGAGGAACGACGAGCACAAGAGAUGUAGAUCUGAGGCGGUCACUGGCUCAUCGAGCUGUGAGGUCUUGGACCCAUCAGAUGUGGAGUGUUCCCUUUGUAUGAGACUGUUCUAUGAGCCUGUGACGACGCCAUGCGGUCACACCUUCUGUCUUCAAUGUCUGAAGCGAUGUCUGGACCACAACCCGAAGUGUCCACUCUGUAAAGAAGAGCUGUCCGAGUACCUGAUCCAGAGGCAGUACUCUAAGACAGUACUAAUGGAGAACCUAAUAUCGAAGUAUCUUCCCUCCGAGCUCAUGGAAAGACAGAAGAUCCACCAGGAAGAGAUGGCUGAGCUCUCCAACCUUAACAAGAAUGUGCCUAUAUUCGUGUGCACCAUGGCCUUCCCCACUGUGCCGUGCCCUCUCCAUAUCUUCGAGCCUUGCUACAGACUGAUGAUUCGCCGAUGCAUGGAGACAGGAACAAACUGCUUCGGCAUGUGCCUGGCAGACAACCUCAAAGGGUUUGCAGACUACGGCUGCCUGUUGGAGAUCCGCGACGUGAAGUUCUUCUCUGAUGGUCGCUCAGUGGCGGACACCAUCGGUGGACGGAGAUUCAAAGUCAUUCAGCACAGCGAGAGGGACGGAUACAAUACAGCUGAUAUAGAGUACCUGGAGGAUGUUAAGGUGGAGGGUGUAGCAGAACGAGAGCUGCAGUCUCUGCAUGAUGCAGUGUACGACCAGGCCCUGGUGUGGGUCAACUCCCUGAAGGCAGAGCAGAAGGAACGCAUUGAAGGACACUUUGGACCCAUGCCUGAGAAAGACCCCGAACUUCAGGUCGGUCCCAAUGGUCCGUCAUGGUGCUGGUGGUUACUCGCCGUUCUUCCGUUAGAGGGCAGAGCCCAGCUGCCGUUUCUGGCCCUCACUUCUCUGAAAGAUCGUCUCAGCGGUAUCCGCAAGGUGCUGCUCUUCAUGGCCCAGAGCAGGCACCGGUGACAUGCCCCCCCCCCCCCACACCCUUCAGCAGCAGUUGACCUGUUGUUCUUCCUUUUUGAUGCACAAAUUAUUGACAAUAGAUAUUGUUGCACCCUUCCUGACGUCACGCCACGCUGGAUUUCAUCUACACCUCAGCAGCAAAGAUGAAAUACAUCUGAUGGAACUGACCUCUUCCAAACAUUAAGUUCUCAACACACCGCAGAGUAAACUCCACUAAGGUGCAGACUUAAGCUCCAUUCGGACAGGAGGGGAAUUACGUUGGAGAAUCAUCACCUUCUAUUGUAACAUUUGAUGUCCGUUGAUGUCAGUGCUAAUGAAGCUAAGUGUAUGUUUCUGUCUAACCUCCCUCGUUCGGCUCCAAGCUGUGGUGCUGAAAUGUCUUCAUCUGUCCGUGCUCCAGCGUUGCCUUUCUGGCCCUCCUCCAUUCUUUUUGUAGUUCUCUGCUCUUCCUGUUGCAUACACGUUGUGUGUGGAAUGACACACCAAACAAGAAACGAUAAAAAAAAGUCAAAGUGCAUCUUUGCAAUCUUAAAAAAUUGUGUCUAUUCUGUAAAAAAGCGGAGCUGCCUCUCUCAUCGUAGCUUCAAAGCAAAGAUGAAGCAAAGUUCAGAAUCAAAGUGUCCCCAUCCUAUAUCUCUUUAUAUGCACAUUUAAAUUCUAUAGAGACCAAACUAUGAAUUUGCCUUUUUGUGUAAAUACACUCACCACUGUUGAGUGACCAAUUACAUUACAAGUGAUUAGAUAAGAUUUAUUUCUAUUAUUUCAAACUACUCGGUGGUUGAAAUAUAUGUAAACUAGGUGCAGACAUUUAUAGUUAAUCCUGUAACUUGAACAACUAUUAGUUUUUGACAGUCGUUCUGUCUGCUUCCUUUCCUUUCCUCUUCCAUUUCGGUCUCGGUCUCUUUGAGCUGACAGUGGACUGAACCGUUACAUCGAUAUGCUUCAAGGCUCUUGUUGUUGUGUUUUGUUCAUCCAAUUUUUUCUAAUUUGUUGGAUUUGUUCCAUUAUUUAUUUUUAUCAUUAUUUAUGCAUGCAGUGACAUUGUUUACAUUUCGCGGAGAGAGAUGAUGAGCUGUUUUUUUACUUAUCAUUUGACCCAACCAUCAGCAGUAGUGACCUUCUAACAGAAACAUCCUUCACUCAAUCCAGAAAGGGUAACGACAUGGCUGACACUGACAACUGCACCGGGUACUGUGACCCCCGGUGACAAAAAUUUCUGGAGAAUUUAAUUUGUAUUAGCCUAAUAAUCAUAAUCAUUAGUCAUAAUCGGUGCUAUGUUGACUUAAACAUAUUUGGAUUCCGCAGCUGUCUGCAGCCUCUCCCUGGCUGAGAUAUAUUUGUAAAGCCCACAAUGCAGCAGGAAGUCCUGACCAGGACCUGGAUUCCUGACAACUUAAUAUCCCUCAAGAGUAUUUAUUCAGUAUUUAUUCUGACUUAUUUUGCACCACUUUAAGUAAGGGAAUAGAAACAGUGCAGACAGGAUUCUGUGUAUUUAUUUCCUCCAUGGCAGAAGUUUGAAUGCUUUUCUUUUGCAUCUCCUCACAGGACAACAUGACUGCUAAAGAUCUGCAUUCAUUAGAGUGUGACCGGUGCUACACUAUUGGUAAAGGCUAGUGCCUUCACUUCACAGAAAAAAUUAGUGUUGAUAUGUUACACCUAAAGAACCAUACCAGGUUCAUUUUACCCUGCAGAUUGAAACUUUCAAAACAAGAUUUUCACAGGGAGGAAAUACUGUUAAUUGACUGAAAACAAAAGCAACAUAUUUUUGUGAGGAAAUAUGUGUUUAAAAGUAUUGAGGCCUUGCCGAUGUCUGUGACAUAAUGUUCAUCAAUGGAAAAAUACAGAAGAAUGUUAGGCUUUGUUUUAUACAUGUGUUUGAUUUGACUUGUUUCAAUGUCAAUCAGGUUCUCUGUAUUUUAUAUUUUUCCUCAUUAACUGGUAUAUUUGCCUCUCCUUAUUCAUGUGAUUGUACAUGGAGCGUUAAGUGAAAUAAUCCACAUUUAGGAUUUUCUUUUGAAGGGCCAAAACCAUGUAAUGAGGAUAAAAUUAAAAAUACUACAAUCUAUAUAUUUACCCACAAUAAUUUGUUGACAGAAUGAAUGCAUUUUAUGAGUUUUUUUACUGCCAUCAAAUGGUGGCUAUGUGGCACAGAAUUAAACAGCAAUACUUUAUAAUGUAAGCUUCUAUCCAAUAUUUCUGUGUAUUGAACAGAGUGGUAAAUGCUGUUGUUUGAAGAGGCAUUUGCACAGAGAAACCCACUCUGUACGGUAAUGCGUACAAUGAUGGCCUCAGUAGCGUCGCUGCUAUCAUGAUUUGAUAACCAUUAAGAAAUUAUAAAUAAGCUCCGACUGGGCAGGAAAGGGAAACUAUCAAUAAUCACACCAAGUAUAACAGCAUAUCACAUAAAUAAUUCCCAUUCAGAGAAGGAGGAGCCAAUGUUAAACUAUUACUUCAAAUUCAUGGCAUGGAAAUAAUUUAAAGUCCGUUCGAUCGACAGUAUCAAAAUGAGCUACGCGUAACACCUUUUUAUACAUAAAGGAAUAGUUCGGCAUUUUGGGAAAUUAGUUAGUAGUUGCUUUUUAGUCCAGAGCUAGUGGUGGAUAUUAUUUUUAGGUUUUGUUAGGAUGAACCAUAUUUGUGAGAUAACCUUUUUUGUAAUGUGCUUCAAGUUGUCGACAAGUUGUCAUUUGUGAGAUUAGUUUUUGAUGAGUUUGACAAACCAGCUGUAACAUGUUUCUGUUGUUUUGGAGGUGCUGAUCUUUAGAUAGAGCCAAUCUAACAGUUUCCCCUGAUUCCACCCCCAAUGCCAGUUGAAAGCUAACCUGCUGCUAGCCCUAGCUUCAAACUUAGCAUACAAACAUUAGAGUUGAGUCAAUCCUCUUAGCUCUUGACAAGAAGGUGAAUGAGUGUUUUUCCUUAAAAGCUAAGUCAAACUAUGCUUUCAUUACAAUGACACAUAUGCAUACUGGCAAACAACAUACUAAGCUUCAGCCACUGCAACCUUGGGCAACUCCUAAUAGCAGUAACUAUAUAUUUAUUUAGCUGCUAAAUUUAUAAUUUUUAUUGUACUCUUUUUGUCACUCCUGAGAUUCCAUAGCCUCGGAUGAUUAAAACAGGUUAGAUGAUGCAACCAAGUUGGACUAUUAAUACAUUGGGAUUUGUCUUGGUGUCACCUACUUUAUCCUUAAAGGUCAGGAUUGGUCUAUAACCUGCUUUUACAGCUUGAUGGUAACAUUCAAUUUUGUGUAGCAUUCAAAAUUCAUGAUAACUGUGAUUAGGAAAAGAGCCACUGGCAGAAAUGUGUGUCCCUAGGCUUUUUAUUUCUAUACUUCCAGUUUGUAUCUCUGACCAUGACAUUGCAGAUGUAGAGGAAGUUUGAUCUUUUUUACUUUUUUGCCGCCUAGCUAUGCAGUUCACAUCUUGACCAUUCAGAAUUCAGCCGGUGACCUUUUGAAGAAGUGUAACUACCUCUGGUACCCUCUUUGAGCACUUCCACAUAGAGAGACACAAUAAUGAUGCUUCCUAAUUCUAUUAUUUUCAUUGUUAUUGUUGUUUAAUCUGUGUUUGAAAUGAAUUUCAGAGUCUCGAAAUGUUUAUCAUCACGUGUCCCAUCAGUGCUCCAAAAUGUACUUUUUGUUCAAAUUUGUGCCUGUGUUAAAAUGCACCAUCAUCGACACCUCACAUUUUUAAAAGAGAUUAUGCCACUGGUCAGUUCAGUGAAGAGAUUUCUUUGUCAUGUGUUUAAUGCUGAUCCCAAAUAUUUGACGUGUUUGAAGAAGCGCCUAAUUUUUCUUCCCUUCCAAUUUGAACAUCGCUUAGAAACAAAGUUAGAGUCAAACAGAGUCGGAUCCCCUGGCUGAACCGCCGACUUCACACUCUUGCUCUGCUAUUUGGCCUUAAACACUUCACAUCUUUAAAAACCAAGCGCUUCUCACAUGUGUUCAAAUAUUUGCACGACUUCAGUUACUAGAUUGUCUGAAUCUUAACUCCUGUAGAAAUCCAUGGCCUCUAAAUGUGUCCGGGUGAAUUCGCACAAGAUGAAUGUAUGUAUGUCUCGACAUCGUUCUGAUGUUUUUGUACGUGUCUGCUUUUGAUAGUUAAACUUUAGUAUUCAUUAACUUUGCAAAAGUGGAGUCUGAAGCUACGGCUUGUGAAUAAACCAAAAGGAUUGUGUUCAUGAUUCUUUAUUGGAUUAUGGAAUGCACCUGACUGGAUUAGAA